CCUUCCUCCAGCACCAUCGGGUCCUCACACGAUGGGGACGUGUUAGAAACAACCAGGGUGGAGUUCAUCAAGGGGGACACGACCGGAACAACAGGCGCGUCGGCGAGUUCAGUUGUCCGAAGCGAGGAGCCCCGCAAGGCCAUGAAUUUCAUCAAUGACCUCGACCUUGAAACCGACAACAUCCGACGGAAGGUUCAGUCGGAGCUCAAUGAACAAGACCACGUGCUUUUCGCUGAGCCGUCGGUGACGUCAAACAUUGCUGACCAGUUCAUUUACCUUUUUUCCCUGGAAGACAGGUUCGUUGGACAGGUUCGUUGACAGUUUCGUUUAACAGGUUCGUUUAACAGGUUCGUUUGACAGGUUCGUUGGACAGGUUCGUUGGACAGGCUCGUUGGACAGGUUGGUUGGACAGGUUCGUUGGACAGGGUCGUUGGACAGGGUCGUUGACAGGUUCGUUUGACAGGUUCGUUUGACAGGUUCGUUUGACAGGUUCGUUUGACAGGGUCGUUGGACAGGGUCGUUUGACAGGUUCGUUUGACAGGUUGGUUUGACAGGUUCGUUUGACAGAUUCGUUUUGCAGGCUUGUUGAUAGAUUCGCACAUCAGGUUCGUUUACAGGUUCGUUUUUCAGGCUUGUUAACAGGUUCGUUUUCAGGCUUGUCAACAAUGGUUAUUUUUCAGGCUUAUUGACAGGUUCGUUUAUCAGGCUCCUUGACAAGUGCGUUUAUCAGGCUCGUAGACAGGUUCGUUUUUCAGACUUGUUGACAGGCUCGUUAAUUUUUUUUAAAUUAACCAAUAAAGAGCCACGGGUAUGGUGUACGACUGUCUGUAGGACUGUCUAUAUGACUAUUGUUUAAAGGCCGGCAGGUAAGGAGUAACACUGUCAAUAGAUCUGUCUGUAAGACUAUUAAACAAACAAAAAAAGAAAAUGAGAAGUUAAUUCUUUUUUUUUUAUAUAACACUUGGACCGGAUAUUUUCUAAAAUAUACCCUGACCUGGUGUAAAAAAAGCUGGACCCGGUUAAGCCCUAGUUUAUUAUAAAAUGCAUGAGUUAAGGUUCAAAGUUCAAAGGCAAAGUUAUUUUAACAUACGGGGUCAUGUUUAGUUAUGACGUCUUUUAAACACGUUUAUGUUUCACGCUGGUGGUUGAAAAAAAAACAACGUAAUUACACCCCCCCCCAACCCCUUUUUUAAAAAAAAAACCAACAACUUCCAAUUUACCUUCCAAAAAUAGGCCAACAAGAAUCAAACUUGGACAUCAAGUGGAAG
Molecule: messenger RNA, 1268 nt
Organism: Lymnaea stagnalis (great pond snail)
Lineage: Eukaryota; Metazoa; Mollusca; Gastropoda; Lymnaeidae
Source: the annotation of a GenBank genome assembly